Molecule: messenger RNA, 3171 nt
Organism: Danaus plexippus (monarch butterfly)
Lineage: Eukaryota; Metazoa; Arthropoda; Insecta; Lepidoptera; Nymphalidae
Exons: 4
Coding region: 1-3171 (1056 amino acids)
Cellular component (GO): extracellular region
Molecular function (GO): chitin binding
Source: RefSeq, a predicted model, not a curated record
AUGUCGCCAUUAUGUGUCUCCUCUACGAAAUGUAUGGACUUCGUAGAUGGAAUGACUUUUGCAAUACUCCGGAGUAGAACUCAAAAUGAAAAAAGUCGUCGACCUUUUGACAAUGGCCAAGACUUUGAAGUAAAGCUUGCCGUACCAGGAAAACCUGGAAAUGACUACCCUGUUUUUCAUCGAAUUCCAAGAACCUCCUUUACUUGUUCAGGAAAAGAACCCGGUUAUUAUGCCGACAUGGAAACAAAUUGCCAAGUAUUUCGAGUCUGUACAUUCGGUUCAACUUUUGGCUACCAAUCAUUUCUAUGUCCCAAUGGAACCUUAUUCAAUCAAGCUGUCUACGUUUGUGAUUGGUGGAUGAAUGUUAAUUGUACAAAAUCAAAAGAAUUCUAUAAUUAUAAAAGUGAAUUAUUAAAUUUAAGGAACGGACCACAUUUUAUGAGGGAUAUUAAAAAAAUGAUAACACAUCCUAUGAGAAAUCCUUAUGAUCAGAGCUUUGCCAAAGAUCGUUUAAUUAUAAUUCAAAAUUACCAACCUCCGAAUAGCCCUUUUAAUAGUAUUUCUAAGAAUUAUGCACCAAAAAACUCCAGCGAAAUAAUAUCUCAAGUAAAAGAAAAUAGUACUACUGAUGUCUCAACUGCUACUUCGAAACCUACUACCUACUACUAUUCAAAUUUUAAUAUUUUUCCAACAAGUAACAAAAGUUUUAACUCUGUACGACAGCAAUCUCAAAAAUCAUUUCCCCAACAAAAAGUAGGAAUAAAUUACAAACAACGUCAAUUUUCUAACAGUCAUUCGGGUCAAGCCUUACCAAAUAAAACAAAAAAUGUAUUAAGUUACACAAAACGUUUGCAAAAUAUAGUAAAACCAACUCAGUCAAAUCAAAGAGUUCAGCAGUUUUUGAAUCAUCAUCAUAUCCCAGCUCUUUCAAGUCAAGAAAAUAGAUUAGUUAUUAAUAGCCAACAAAGCCAUCCGACACAAAAUACUUUAAGUAACAACCAUUCCAAGGUACAACUAAAUCGGCAUAUAUUACAAGACAAAGAAUUGUAUUCCUACAAACACAAUCAAGCACGCUUUUCAAAAGAUACUAGGAGUCAGGUCAACAUAGAAUCACAACAAAACUUGGUGAGUAACGAUAGCUCACCUACCCUUAUAAGAAAAACUUUAGCGUUUCGAGAAAUAAUAAAAGAUCCUAAAAACGGAACUCCAAGAUCUAAAAUAACAUUUAAAACUUGGAUUUUAAGACCCUCCAACAGUGAAAAAUUAUCCGCGGACCCAACUCCAUACACUUCCAAUACACCAAAAGUUACCAUAAUUGACGAUAACGAUUCAGACGUUAUUAGUAAUACUUCUGAGGAAUCUGAAGAUCAGACUGACCUUGAUUUAGAACCCUAUCAAUAUAAUCCACCAACAAGCUCAAGCGCUCUAACUUAUGAAACAACCACUGAAAUUCCCUUAACAACUAAAACUAGUUUUAGCCCUUCAGAACCAACAAAACCUUCAUUUUUAUAUCUACCUCCAACGACUUAUAAGACACCGAUACUUUUGUAUAAUUAUCCAACAAACAAUAUUCAAACACGACGUCAGUAUUUACUUCCAGAAAUAAUACAGAGUCCUCUCAUAGAACUAGAAUUACCCAAAAAUUCUAAACUCAUUGCAACGCCAUCUAUUGUGUUAGAACCACCUGAUGAGAGCUAUGAAUAUAGUUUUAAAAAUUCUAAUAAAUUAUCUUAUUUAUCCUUCAUAAAACAACCAAUUCUUCCUACAAUAGAAAGAACAGUUUCCAUUAAAAUUACUAUGCCCCAAAAAAUUGCAGACUUUUUAUUUAAAAAAAAUGUUUCUGAUAAUUUAGAAAUCUUAAGCACAGAAAACACGAAUUCCUUUGUGCUGGCUAAUAAAAUGCCAAACAAAGAAGACUCUCAUCAAUACGUUCCCAUCGGCAAACUUGUUUGGAAUAAUAGUUCUGAUACUUCUCCUUCUCAGGAAUUGCUUUUUUCUUUUUUGGCAGACUCUAUUAGUGCAGCUCAAGAACAUAAAAAUAUUGCCAAACAGGAAAAUUUUCAGCCAACACCAACACAUUUCACAUACCUAAAUAAAAAUGGAAUAGGAUCUAUAUCUGAUAAAAUAUCACAAAUGACAUCAGAACAAUUUUCAAACAUAAAGCUCUCAAGUAACGAUCAACUUUCGAGAAGAGCAAACCCAAAUAAUUUAAACAAUGACUUACAAACCAGAGGCUACAAACAGAUAGAAAUCGAUAAUUCAGUAAAUCGUCACCAGAACAAAACACAUCAGGAUUUGAUUAAUGCUAAGCAAAUCGCCGGCAGUCAUUUGUCUGAUACAGAUUCAAAUUUGCAAUCAAAUGUGGAACCUAUAUACAGCGGUCAAUUGUACCAACUUUCUGUUCCAGAAGUUACAAAACAGUUUUAUAAUUUUCUAUCCCAAAAAAAGAGCAAAUACAGUUUAAACUAUGAAGGGAAGAAUAACGAAAAUAAAUACAAACCAUCACAAUCUGAAUUUGAAAUGAUAAAAUCACAAAUAUUAUCGCCCGAAUCUAACCCUAGUAAACUAAAUCAGAAAUCAAUAGACCAGAGAACUACAGCUUACGACUUUAAAGACAACAUCAUUAUACCUAGCGACAGUAUAGCUGCACAGAUACAUGACAACACAAUAGGAAUUAUUGCUCAUCCAUUACAAAAAGAUAAAUUAAUAAAUUAUAAGAAAGACAACAUCUACUAUAUUUAUACGCAUCUAAACGACACUGAUAUAAACGACUUCAAGAGAAACAACAUACUUAACAGGCCCUUCAUUUCAAGACCAAACAGUAAACUUUCGGAGCUAAUAGAUAAUAUAAUACCGUCAAUUAAAUAUGACCUUGAAACUGAUAUUAAAAAACAAACUACACCGAAUACAUUGCAGCAAGAUACAUUUGGUAUACAGAGCCAAGAGAUUGGUGCCGAUAUCAAUUACAUAAACAAUCAUCCCGAAACAAGAAAGCCAUUCGAUAAAUCAUACCAGGGCCCCUCAUCAUACAGUGCACCUCAAGGUACAGUUGGCAAUUUGGAAUUUAAUAAAAACUCAAUAGAACUCAAUGACGAUAUAGAAAAGAUCGAUAAUUAUGAAAUCAACGGUUAUCCGAAACUCAUUCCAACGAAACGAUUUUCAUUUAGAUAA